AUGUUUGAUCUAUUCGGAGACAGGGACACAUCCUCUGCAGCGGAAGAGUUGCUCUCACCUUUACAGGCCGCCGUUAAUACCGAAGAUGUGGACCAGGUGCGCCAAUUAGCCAGUACCGCAGACCCCGACGAUCUGAGUGCGGCUCUUUGCCGAUCUUGCCAGCAGAACAAAACAAACGCGGCCCGGACUCUCCUUGAGACUGGGCAAUGUGAUGUCAAUGCGGCAGUGGAUGGAGAUACACCUCUGUUCCUGGCAGCAGAAAAGGCCAAUCUAGCUAUAGUGAAGCUAUUACUUCGUCAUGGUGCUGACGUUACAACCAUGUCUAAGAACAAGCGGGAGAAGCCCCCGAGAUUUACGCCCCUUCACGGAUUGGUGGACGGCAUACCUCAUCAUCAAAAGCUAGAGGACCUGUCUCGCUACGAGGAGCUGAUGCAGAUACUUCUUGAUGCAGGAUGCGAUAUCAAUGCACAGGACGCCCACGGCAAUACUGCACUAUUGCUCGCUUUUCAUAAAGAGGUCCCCUUGAUCUUAUUCCUCUUGCAACACGGAGCAGACCCUCAUAUCGCCGAAGAUAGGGGAGGAACACCUGCGCAUUUCUUCCACAGCCCACUAGACCACCCAGAGUGGUUGAAGACCCUCAUGGCCCACGGAGCACGUCUGGACAUUGUUCGCGACGAAGGAGGUGACACCCCGCUGCAUGCUUACGCAUCAAAGCUUCAGCUUGGCGACCUCUCGCUAUUUCGGCCUUUUGUAUCGGACUGGAGCAUCACUGAUGCCAAGGGAAACACACUUCUCCAUACCGCCGUUGCGAAGCAUCGCCGCGGGAGUGCAACUGUUGCUGAACUCUUGAAUCUUGGGCUUGACCCGCACCAGAGAAACAACAAAGGCCGACAACCUAUUCACAUGGUUGAUGGAUCAGGAGAAGAUCUCCAUGAUGUGUUGGACGUUCUAUUUGCUGCUGGUGCAGACCUCGAGGCCAAGGACUACAAAGGAUGCACACUCCUCACCAAGGCCAUGCUUGGCUAUCCGCAGUGGAACUGUCGCGAACUUGUCCCGUAUCUCAUCAGCCGUGGGGCCGAUAUCAACGCACAGGACUACAAAGGCAACGGAGUGUUGUCAUUCUUGAUCCAGCCUUACGAAUUCCAGACGGAGUACUUAGAAUUCCUGCUUUCUCAUGGUGCAGAUCCAAAAAUGCCAAACCACGAAGGAGACACCUUGCUGCAUAACCUCGCAGCCAAGUUUGCGACCAUUAGAGAAGACACUGCUCUCUCCGCCAUAUUGAAGCUUCUCAAGAUGGGUAUUUCGCCCACCGUCCGUAACUUACAAGGUCGGACCGCUCUCCAUAUGUUGUGCAGCCAGUCAUCGGAUCAUCUAUUUGCUGCCGCCGCAGACAGAGGCAAGUGUGCGAUCGACUUGCUUCUAGAUGCCGGCUUUGAUUCGGCCAUGAACAUACCUGAUCAUGAUGGGAUUAGGCCAAUUCACCUGGCAGCUACAGUUUCAGAGCACUUGGUCGGAAAGCUGAUCGCCCGCGGAGCUGACGCUAUGUCUCACACCAAAGAGGGCCGAAACAUACUGCAUAUUGCGUCCACUGCGCGCCAAAGCAACGUGGUUGGGUUACUGCUAGACUACUACGAUGCCGAAUGCAAGACCUCGCUAAUCGAUGCUCAGUCAAAACACGGGAGAACGCCGUUGCAUGUUGCCUGUCGCUCAGGAAGAGUGGAAACAGUGAAUCUCCUUCUGGCACAUGGGGCAGAUAUCAGCAUCAAAGACAAAAGCUACACGCCUUUGGAUGCAUGCGCUGAGUCUCUGAUCGAGGAACAGCUUUGGCAAGGAGCCGAUGAUCUAGAAAAUACGAUGAAUACGCGCUCUGCUGCGGGAGUUCUAGAAGAAGACGAUGAGAGACCAAAGCAACCCAUGUCGCCCAAUAAACAUUUGCGUGAGAAUCCCAGGAAGAUAGGAUGGAAAGGAGAGAUUACUUCCGAAAGCUCUACGAUCGGCAUUGGACGUAUCGUUCGAGCGUUAGUCUCCCACGGUGCCCUUGCGCACAUCUCGGGAUCUGGAAAUGAUCCUAUGUAUCAUGCAGUAUUUCAGGGCAACGAAGAAAUGGCUGCGGAGCUCGAUAGAGCAUUACGGGAGUCAGGCAUCCAACCUGGCAAAUCUCGUUAUCGCACUAUUGAAACAGAGUGCCUUCUGCUGCGCUCCCAACACCUGCCAGAAAUGUUACAAGAGACAUUUAGAAGAUAUGUCUCCGCCAGAGACGUUGUUUCCAUGGUACUACAGGGACAUCAUCGAGAGGUUGUGGAGGCUUUAGAGAAGUCAACUACUAGCGUCACAGAUCUGUCUUCCUUACCUGAAAUUUUGAUGGCUCUCGCGAGAUGGGGAUAUUCAGACCUCUUUGAACGCAUUGGUAGUAUCAGAGCAGGCAACAGUUGGAUAAACGGUGGUGACAUCAAUCGCUUGGAAAAACCAACCUCAUACCUUCUGACUGCUGCCCAGCGAGAGCUGCCCAAUUUGGACGUAAUCAAAGUGAUGGUUGAGAAAUUCCAUGCCGACGUCAACAUCCGAUUUGAAGCAGACAUGGUAGAUAUCCCCAAGGUCUACUACCAAUCGAAGAUGAAACUAGCCCGCCACUACAAGCCGGGCGACACGAUUCUGCAUCAGUUGGCCCAAGGCACGCAUUGGUGGUACGAAGAGGCUAUCCGCUACCUUUUACAACAUGGAGCCGACCCUAACGCCCGCAAUGACCAGGGAAAUACACCACUGAGCAACGCAGUACUACAAGGAGAACUUGGUGGACACCGGCAACAUAUAAUCGCUCAAAUUUUACUUGAGGGUGGUGCUGAUCCCAACAUCACUGCGUUGUGUGGUCUGACUCCCCUGUCCCUGUCAGCACAUAACACACAAUUGUUCCAACUAUUACUCAACAAUGGAGCCAUUCCUUCCCAAGACCACCCGAUGGAGCUGUUUUCUGCUUUAUCUAGAUUCAAUAGCGACGUGCUUUCUACUUUGUUAGAUAUGGGCCUGGACUGCAACAAUACAGUACUAUCUGAUGCCCAGCCACAUUGGCAUACUCAUCGUUGUCCAAAAAACCCAUCCAAUAAACCUUUUGUUCUGCACCCUUUGCACUACAUCUCCCUGUUGCAAUUCAAUGAAGCUCACAGCCGUGACCAUGCAUCCCGCAUGAUUCGGAUCCUACUGGAUCGUGGGGCAAACCCUUUCCUCCACUGCAACAGAAACGAAAAAAUGAUUCUGCACGAGAUUUUUAGCCAGGGUGGAGUCAUUCAACCUUGGUUAGAGAUGGAAGACCUGGAGCUUGAGACACGCGAUCCUACGGGGAGAACAUUGCUCUUGGCAGCGGCAGGCUGUAUAAUUGGAACCAACUCAUAUGCAUGCGUACUUCCAGCGUUCCCAUUCCGAGGAGGAUGGUCUUCACCGGCUGCUUGGCAGGAGGGCGAUCCCACGCGUGCGAUGACAUUGUAUGAACGGGGAGCGGAUCUUACCGCUUCUGAUAACAAUGGUGACAACGCGUUGCAUCACCUGGCAGGCCUUGAAACUUCACAGGAUCAUUUUUUUAGAGUCGAAGCUCUACGAACGCUGAAAUUAUUUGCAGAGAAGGCACCAGAGCUGGUCCAUCAGACCAAUGCGGAUGGGAAGACUCCCAUGUCGCUUGCAAAGGAGAAUAACCGGUCAUGGGCGGUAGAAGCAUUGCAGUUAUAUGAAGUAAAUGACCAACAAUAA
Penicillium soppii is the source of this 3738-nucleotide messenger RNA. Its product is annotated as ankyrin repeat domain-containing protein. The coding region runs from base 1 to 3738 and encodes 1245 amino acids. Gene Ontology annotation, molecular function: protein binding. The record is from RefSeq and is a predicted model, not a curated record. The transcript has a single exon. Lineage: Eukaryota; Fungi; Ascomycota; Eurotiomycetes; Eurotiales; Aspergillaceae.